Messenger RNA from Podospora anserina S mat+, 417 nucleotides. RefSeq lists its product as uncharacterized. Lineage: Eukaryota; Fungi; Ascomycota; Sordariomycetes; Sordariales; Podosporaceae. Gene Ontology annotation, molecular function: catalytic activity. The record is from RefSeq and is a predicted model, not a curated record. The transcript has 2 exons. Gene Ontology annotation, biological process: nucleotide metabolic process. The coding region runs from base 1 to 417 and encodes 138 amino acids.
AUGUCAACCAAAAUGUCCGCCGCCUGCAUCUUCUGCAAGAUCAUCAAGGGUGAAAUCCCCUGCUUCAAACUCUUCGAAUCAGACAAAACCCUCGCCUUCCUCGACAUCAACCCCCUAUCUAAAGGCCACGCCCUCGUCAUCCCCAAGCACCACGGCGAGAAGCUCACCGACAUCCCCGACGACCAGCUCGGCGAGAUCUUGCCCGUCGUCAAAAGGCUCGCUGCCGCCACCGGCGCCAAGGACUGGAACCUGCUGCAAAACAACGGCAAGCUGGCUCAUCAGGAGGUCGGGCAUGUGCACUUCCACAUGAUCCCCAAGCCGAACGAGAAGGAGGGGCUGGGUGUUGGGUGGCCGAUGCAGGCGACUGAUAUGGAUAAGCUCAAGGCGUUGUUUGAGGAUAUCAAGGGGAAGAUGUAA